AUGAAGAAGAUGGAGGGGUCAGGAGUCUUGGAGCUGGAGGACCUGGAGAGGACAAUCGAGGAGAUCACCACGGGCCACGGGACCAAGAAGAUCAGGAGUUUCGGAGUGCGUGUAUCGUUUUGGUUAACCAUUAUUUUUCGUAUCCUCGACGGCCUUCCGCUGGCGAAAGAGUCCUUGGUGUCCUGUCAGGAAGCAAGGAUUGCGGAGGGCCGAAGACUGGUGUAUGUGUGUGUGUGUUUGUGUAGGUGCGCAUGUGUGUUGGUGAGUCCUUGGAGAUGGCGGGGGUUUCCAGAGGCACCUCUGCGCUGCUUCAGGCGCGGCAACCAUUCAGUUAGUUUCGCCUUUCUCUUCAGUUACAAGAUGAUGUAUGCUGGGAGACUUGUACUUGUGUUAGCAGCUGUAGUGUCGUCUGCAGUUGCGCUACCUAACCAUCUGAAGGCUGUGGUCACCGAUAAGGAGCCGGUUCCCCAAGCGUCUCAAGGCGUUGCUGCGUCUUUUGGCCCGUUUUCAGCGAAAGCGGAGAUCGGAGAGGGUGGACUAUCAGCUUCUGCAGACUCUCCACUAGGAACCGCUGGGGCAGGGAUUGGCAAUGGAGGCUUGGGGGCUUCAGCCAGCACUGGCGGAGGUCUGGGAGCUUCAGCUGGCACUGGUGGGGGCCUGGGAGGCUCUACCUCUACUGGGGGUCAUCCCUCACAGCACAAGCCUGGACACUACCAACCUGGCCUGUUUGAUGGCAUUUUCAAUAUUCCAAUUUCUGUUCUCCAAGCAGUGAACCAAUACCUGAACAACAGAGGACCAAUCACAAAGCCAGUACACAGAAGGCGGGGCCACGAGCCCCCGGUGUACAAGACAGUAACGCCAGAGCAAAGUGCGGGGUCUGAGGUAGGGACAAGUGCUGCAGACAGCAACGUCGGGGCUGGAGCAACAGCCGAGAGCUCUGCCAGCAGCACAACGGGUCACCGUCCUGUCAUGAUCAAUAAGAGAGUCAACUACGAUGAUAUCUUUGCUAUUCCAAUUUCUGCUCUGAAAUCUGUGAACCAGUUGCUGAAUGGAAAGAAAUGAUGCAAAAUAAAGACUUCCUGGAAAUUUGUCCAGAUCGUGCAAUGCAACAGGUGCACAAGAAAACAUUAUGCAAGAAAAGCCAAAUCUUCGCUCACUCAACUUUUACUCCCAGACUUCUUGCCAAAGGUUUAAGCUUAUAUAAGUUUUGAUACACUGAUUAUAUUUAUUAAAAUCGUUAAAAUUUG
Molecule: messenger RNA, 1247 nt
Organism: Macrosteles quadrilineatus (aster leafhopper)
Lineage: Eukaryota; Metazoa; Arthropoda; Insecta; Hemiptera; Cicadellidae
Exons: 7
Coding region: 1-1062 (353 amino acids)
Source: RefSeq, a predicted model, not a curated record